AUGCUACCCACCAACCCCCAACGUAUCCUGGAAUUUAACUACGACAUAUCCUGCCCAUUCGCCUACAUAGCGUCAACCCGCGUACUCUUAUUAGCCCACCGCACGAAUGCUACCCUGAUCUACAAACCCGUCCUCCUAGGGGCUAUCUACCGUGCAACAGCUGCACCCCAAGGCGCCGGCGGCUCAGCAUCCGAUGUCUUCAACUCAGCCAAGAAAGCCGUUACAGCGCAGGGUAUGCAACGCACCUUGCGCAGAUAUAACAUCCGAUAUAACCCACCUCCGCAGCAUCCACGGAAAACAGUGAAUGCACUGCGCUUACUGUAUUGCGUCACGGACCAAGAGAAGAGGAGGAUGUUAACAGAUAGGCUGUUCCAAGCUUAUUGGGUGGAAGGCAAGGACGUGAACUCCAAUGCCACUCUUCUGCAAAUCGCGAGUGAAUGUGGUAUCAAAAACAUGGGAGAAGAAUGUUUCGCCAAUGCCGAUGCGAGGAAAGCGCUAGAGACGUCUACCGCAGAAGCGAUUGAAAGAGGUGCUUUUGGUGUCCCGGGUUUCUGGAUUCCAUCUGCUGUGUGGACUAAUAUUGAUGGUGGGAAGAGGGAAGGGAGAUUUUUCUGGGGCCAAGAUCGGAUGCAUUUCGUUGAAGCGACAUUACUUUCUCUGUCUUCGUCGUCGUCGUCAUCGUCGCCUGGGAAGCCAUGGAGAACCGUACCAGCACUCAAGAGUCUGAUGCCUCGCUGUGUACCCAAUGAUACUCCUCACGGCCGUGUCAAACUGGAAUUCUGGUUCGACUUUAGCAGUCCGUGGGCAUUUCUGGCAUACACACAAUUAGAGCGAUUGAAGACGACGUUUGGAAAGGAUCUAGAGAUCGUCAUGAAACCGUUUCUGCUGGGGAUUUUAUUUCGCGAAAUUGGUGCGCCAAAUCUACCCAUGGCGGCGAUUAGUCCAGCGAAAGCGCUGUGGUCGAAGCAAGAUCACGCGGAUUGGACAGAGUACUGGAACGCUGUCAAUACGCAAGAUGCUGGAAAGGAGGAUAGUAUUGAAGAAGUGAAGUUCUAUUGGGCAGACGUUUUUCCGAUUCGUACGCCGACUGUGUUGAGGGUUGCGCUGGUGAAGCCCGAGACCACGAAGUUGUUGUUCGAAGCAUGUUGGUCGCACAACCAAAACGUCUCGGACGAUUCUGUCCUGCGAACCGUUCUCGACAAAGGUGGCUUCAACGGCACUGAUCUCAUUGCGCGCGCAAAUGAACCAGCAGUCAAAGCCAGAUUGCGGACCGCUACUGCAGAGGCAAAAGAAUUGGGUCUUUGUGGUGUGCCUACGUAUCGUGUGCUGAGGCAAACAAAUGAUGGGGAGUGGAAGGCGGUUGGUGGGUUGGUGUGGGGGCAAGAUGAAACUAACAUUGUGGAAGACUUGAUUGCUGGAUGGAACCCGGAGAGUUCAGGGGAGGUGGCUAGGGUUACGAGGGAAGCGAAGGGUGCGACUUCGAAGUUGUGA
This is a messenger RNA of Alternaria atra, 1491 nucleotides long. RefSeq lists its product as uncharacterized. Gene Ontology annotation, cellular component: peroxisome; mitochondrion. The transcript has 3 exons. Gene Ontology annotation, molecular function: glutathione peroxidase activity; glutathione transferase activity. Bases 1 to 1491 code for a protein of 496 amino acids. The record is from RefSeq and is a predicted model, not a curated record. NCBI's taxonomy places the organism in Eukaryota, Fungi, Ascomycota, Dothideomycetes, Pleosporales, Pleosporaceae. Gene Ontology annotation, biological process: glutathione metabolic process.